ACAUGUAGUUGCCAACAAUGUCAAGUAUGGCGCCUGUAAACGUUCGUGUAAAUCCGAUUGGGAUCUUAGUUUUUGUUGGAGGUUUUGCAAUAGCUUUGUUAUAUUUAUUCGGCAUGCCUGACUUCUUCAGAAGAGAACAGAGAGUUAGCAUGAAAGAACUAUUAGCUGUUAGUAUUGGACUUGCUCAAAGAGGUGGUCUUCAAGUGAAGGAAAUUUAUCAAAAACACAGGCUAGGAGAAACGGUAAAAGGGAAAACUAAAGAAGGUGCAGAUGAGAUGCUUACAAAUGGGGAUUUAGAAUCUCAUCGGACUAUUUUCUACGGAUUUUCAAAAAUAUAUCCAAGUAUUAAGGUACAUUAUUAAAACAGUUUCAUAAAUAUUGAUCUAUUGAAAUAAUCAAGCAACGUUUAAAAACUAUUGCAUUUGCAUAAUUAUAUUAUGAUUAGGUACUUUAAUAUAAAUGUUUAACAAAUUGAAAUAAUUUUUUAAUAAUAAUAAUACAGUUAGUUAGAGCAAAUUCCAAAUAAAAAAAUGAAACCAGAAUCAACAUUUUAGCUUAAGUAGUUUUUGAGCUACAAAUUUUUAAUCCAUUGGUCAGUUAGGGAAAGCUAUAAUUAAUUAGUCAUGUGCCAAAGUUGAAAGUUUAAAAUAAGUAGUUCCCAAACAGUAUUUUAGUUAUAAGGGGAUGUGGUGCCUUAUAUAGAGUAUAUAAUAUAUAAUACAUACAUGUAAAAUGGGCACCAUAGACUUGGUAAACAGAAAAGCCAUAUAUUAAUAUAUUAUGUUAAGUUUACCUGGCAUACAUAGUCUAUAGUGUAUAGUUAGAUUACAAUUUAUUUAUUAUUGCAUAACAUUAUUUAAUUACUUAUUUAAUACAGCAUUAACUCUUUCUAUCCGCAUCAACACUCCCAUCGUCAAUUUUAAAUGAGGUUUCGGACGGAUCGUUGAUGUAUAAAAACCUGUUUAUUUCGGUUCUUUUCUUAAUUAUUGGUUUUUAGUUACUUUUAAUCAAAUCUAGAUUAAUUAUACAUUAAUCUAAUCAGGUUGUUUCUGAGGAACACGACAACAAACCAGUUGAUUUCAAUCAGAUAUCUCCAGUAGCUACCAAAAUUGAUGAGGUAGAGGAGGUCAUCAAAAGUGACCAGUCCAUUCCUGUAAGCAGGAUUGCAAUUUGGAUUGAUCCACUUGAUGCAACACAAGAAUAUACUGGUAUUUAAGUUAAAUAACCUUUCACUGGAUUUAGCCAAAGCAUAGAUGGGGAAUAGACCAAUUUUCUUCAGAUAAACUAGUUUCAAAUAACCAGUUAAUUUAUUGUUAUUUAAUUUAUUAUUUAAACAAAUAUUAUUUUUUUAGAAUAAGUUGAGGGACUCAGAAAUGCUCUGAAGCACAGUCAUUCAUUUUUCAAAAGCAAAUAAAUUUUCUGUUAUAGCAAAUAAACUGUGUUUCGAAUAUAUGAAUACAAUUUUGUUAUAAUUUAUGUAUUUUAUGAUUGGCAGAAAGUUUGACCCAAUAUGUAACAACUAUGGUGUGUGUUGUAGUGGAUGGAGAACCUAAAAUUGGUGUGAUUAAUGUCCCAUUUCAAGAUGAAACAAGUGAGUAAAUUGGUUGCAUAAUGCCAAAAAAUAACAAAAGCAACAAGUUCCAACUAUUGUGUAUGAUUCUUGCUUGAACUUAUUCUUUAUUUUUAACCACACUCUUAUUUACAUGAAAUAGGUGUACUCUGCAAACUGACUUAGUCAGCAAACACACUAAUAAGUAACAACUGCGGAUAUUUUGGAAAAUAAGUUUCCAACAGUGCAUCAGACCAUAUAAAACUUAGUAAACUAGUAUUUUAUGUGCUGUUAAUUGAAUUUCAGUGCAUCGGACCAUAUGAAACUAGUACUUUAUAGGCUGGGCCAGUUAAUUGAUUUUGUUUGGUUUUAGAUGAGAAUGCUGAUGUAAAAUGAAAGAUAAACUAUAGAAAUCAAAUAAAAUUAUGAGGAAACGAGGUGUUUUUACAGUCCAUCACAACUUCAUAAUAACACAGACAAGACACAAUGUAUUUACCUUCCCCCACAGAGAAAAGUACAUUUUUGUUGACUUAUAAAGUUGAUCACUUAUAAAACCGAUCCUAACAGAGGGUAAUGUCAUCAUUCAAGUUUCAAGUAAAAAAUGGACAAAUCUUACCAUUAAUAUAAAACACUUAUUUCUUAUCAUUAUUAUAAGAAAUUAUUUUUUAAGCAAUAUAAGAACUAUUUUUUCUUAGAUUGUUACCCCUGAAUUUAUUGGCAACAACUUGGUGACAUUUAUGCUCUACUUACCCUAACUCAUUUGUUGUUGUAAUCCUAGGUCAUUUAUUUUAAUUGAUGACUUUGAUGAUAGACUAAGUUUAUUAAUGAUGGUUAUCUUGACUUUCAUUUUAUUAUGAUAGGUUAUAUGUUGAUUUUCAGUUUAUUAUCAUAAUGUAAUAUUGAAAUUCAGUUUAUUAUCAUAAUGUUAAUUUGACUUUCAGUUUUCUGAUAAGGUCUAGGUCAUCUUGAAUUUCAGUUUAUUUUGAUUCAGUCAAGGUUAUAUUGACUUUCAGUUUGGGCCUGGGAUGGUUACGGUCACUCCAAAAAUCUGAAACCAGGAGAAACAACUGAAACUGGUGGCAGUCAAAAGCACAGCAUCAUUGUGUCACGUAGUCACCAAGGCGAUGUGGAGAAAGUAGCUAAAAGUGCUUUUGGAGAUGAUGUCAAAAUCAUAACGGCAGGGGGUGCAGGUAGGAAGUACAGAAGUUUUUGUACCUUACUUAGUUUGUGUUUUGAAUUUGUGUGCUUUUUUGAAAAUUCUUUGUCAUUUUAUUUAUUUUUUGCUCUAAGAGAAUUUGGAAAAAAGGAGACAAGAGCCAUAACAUGUGCCACAAUAGUAGUAGUAGUAGUAGUAGUAUAGUAGUAGUCAAGUAAUAGUGUAAUAGUAGUAGUGUAAUAGUAUAGUAGUAGUAUUGGAGAAUUAUUUAUAACAAAUCCCAUUUUCUUUCCAUUCCUACAUGAGUAACAUUAGUUAGCAGUAUAAAAAGAAUUAUUAUUAUUUUUUAAAGAAUACUUCUGUUGCGAUUUACACGCGCAUAGAUGCCAAUUUGACUGAAGACGUUUCACAUGUGACUAUUUUUAAUGCAUUCCUACAGACUGGUAGACACGAUGUUCCAUCUGUUUUUCUUAUCACAUAAUCAAGGGGCGCCUUGUAAACACAUGCACGCACACACACAAGCAAGUAAUAUAAAAUAAAUAAACAGACCAUUGCUUGAUAAAUUACAUUUUAAAAAAUGUUUGAUGCUACAUCCAAGCCACUGUGGGACAUCACAAGGAUUAUUUCAAAUCCUUUCUGUGAAAGAGUUGUUCUAACAGCUAGAUUUGGUCGCCUUUUCAAAAUAAAGACAGUUAAUGCAUUAGAACUCAUAUAAAAGAAAACAGAAAUAAAUUAGCAUACGAAAUCUACAUACAUGAAUUCACAUGAAAUCAAAAGGAAUCUAGAUUUAAAAUGAAUGGGUGAAAAUAUUUAAAUUUGUUUAACUCUAAAUAAUCUAGACCUGACAGUGUUUAAGAAGUAAACUACCCGGUAUCUGUAAUCAGGGGUAUAGCUAGGGUUAGUGUUUCCCGGAGCGGGUCAAGAUUUUUUACACCCCCAGCCUGGAAAAAAUAUUUGCAUUUGGCCAAAAAUUCUGCCCCUCCAUAUAAAGAAAAUAAGUGCCACCCAAGGCAGAAAGUGCCUUCUGCACCCCCUUCCUACACCACUGCCCAUAAUCAAACAGAAAAAGAACUGCCAGUAUUUUAUAAGUAACUACCAGUAAUCAAGCACAUUUUUGGUUCCUUGGAAAACAAUGAUGAUAAGAAAUGUCUAGCUUUUUAAGUUGUGAAUAAGGAACUUAAAAUAUUACCAUCACUAUUUCCAAGUAUUGGCUGUUGGUGUUUUUUGUUCUUGUAUGUCCUUGCUAUACAAAAAUGACCAAAGCUAUAUUUAUCAGUGAGUACUCAUGUGGCUUGUGAGUCCCACUUUUGCACAGAAAGCUUGCCUGUUUGGAGGAUAGAAGUAUUUUGGGGUCCUAGUGGUAACAAUAGACUAGCCACUGGCCUAUCUUUAUAAUAUAUCCAUUAUCUCUUUAGAUUGGCUUCAAGAGCUUUGUUCUAGAUCUUUUAUAUUUAACUUAAUGGAAAAUAUUUCCACCAUACUUUGUCAGGUUUGUUCAAAAUCUCAUCUCUCCAUGUCUUAUUUUUGUUGAUCAGGUUACAAAAGCAUGGAAGUGAUUAAAGGCUCUGUCAAUGCCUACACCCACAUAACCCUGAUUAAGAAGUGGGACAUUUGUGCUGGCAAUGCAAUCCUUAAUGCAGUGGGAGGGAAGAUGACAACACUGGAUGGAGAUUUCAUUGAUUACUCACCCAGCUUGAGUGUUAAGAAUGAGAGAGGUCUUCUGGCAACAGUCAACAGCAAGCUCCACUAUGAUUAUUUAGAUAAACUAGGAGAGAAAGCCAAGGAAAUGAUGGUGGCCAAUAUGAAAAAUAAGUCAAGGAGAUGAACAUGAUGGAGAAGUCUGGGGUAGAGAUUAUAUUGAGGUUAUGAACAAGACAGUGAAAUCUGGGAUAGAGAUUAUAUUGUGGGUAUGCUACAACAAGUGUCCUUAUUCUUAAUUUAUCACAAAUACAUUUUUUUUUAUUGAUUAUGAUUUAUGUGAAUACUUAAAAUGAAUAAAGUGGUCUAGCUUACCAUCAUUUGUCCAAUGAAAUAUUGAGAAAAAGCUAAGCAUAUAUAAUACAUGCUGCAUCGCUUACCUUAACAAAGUCAUAUAUCAUUUCAAUGGGUGAAAGACUCACUAGGGUUAGUCAUAUAGAUGAUGUCAUUUGUUGCUUUUUGCUGACAUCAUUGUCCAAAUGACAGACUAAGAGUUAGUCAUAGAGAUGAUGUCAUUUAUUGUGUUCAUCAAAUGAUGUAUUGUUAUAUUGAGAAAGAUUUGAGCUCCUGGGUGCUUUUAGUUUACCCUGUGUCAUUUAAUUUAUUAUGUAUUUAUAUAUUUGUAUUUAUUAUAUUGCUGUUGCCUUAGUCUUAGUCGCAGGGCAGGAUCUGUUCACAGCCAACCUCCCGGAAUCAUUUGGAGGGCCACUUGGACAGGAGCAUUUGGAGGGCCACUUUUACUGAGCUAAAAUUUCUGCUUUUUUUUUUUUUUUUUGCAGGAAAGAUUUUUAAUGAGUGCAUUUGGAAUAAAUGUUGUGUUAAAUUAGGAUUGGAUGUACGGUAAAAAAAAUUGCAGAGGACUGGGAGGUAAUGGUUCUGCUGUCAUUAUUGGGUUUCAUGGAAGAGUGCAAUCAGAGGUUGCAUAAUGUCGAUAUUAUGCCCAAUGGAUUAACGGACAUUGCAACUUGGGCCUUUAGCAGACAAACCUUUUGUCUGCUUUCUAAAAAUUUUCAUUGAACAGAGCAUCGAAAAGAAAAAACUGUACUGACAUCUUAAGCCACACCAUCACAACCCACAGCAUCACAGCCCACACCAUCACAACCCACACCAUCACAGCUUAUGCCAUUACAAUCCACACCAUCACAGCCUAGAGUGUAGUUAUAACAUCGGAUUUCCUUGUUUUUGGAAGAAAUAUUAUGACACUUGAAACUAAAAUGGUGCUAUGUAACUUAUUAUAAGUUAAUGAAGUAAAACAAAGUUAUUUAAGCACUGUGCAAAAAAUCUGGAAAAAAAUAUAGGCCAAGUCAGAAGGACAGUUUCUUUGCCUAUUGCUAAAUCUAUUGUCGGGUUGGUGAGCUGCUGCAUUCUCAAUGUUUCGAUUCAUUUGAUUUUGAAAAAUUGAGAAUUUGAAGACCAACUUUUAGAUCAUGAACUUAAAAUGAUCAAUUGGUCAUUGACACCUUUCUACUAGACACUCUGUGAUACCAACACUGGAAUCUAUAGCUAUUCAAGUGUUAUCUAUUUACAUUUGUAAUAGACAAUUUGUAAUGGCUACGGUACUUUAGAACAUAUAUUAUUCCACUAUUGUCACAUCUGUUUACAUUUCAGUGGGGUAAAUCUAGAAAUGUGGAUUUUUAAAAAAUGUUUAUUUUCAAGUUGAAUUAGAAUACUUGUUUUAACACAUUAAACCUUAGGAGGUCACAUCAAGUUUUUUUACAUUCUAGAAACUUUAUUUGCAUAAUCUUUUAUGUUCCAUCAUUUAUUCAAUGAUAUAUAUUAGAUGCUACAAAAAGACUCUGAAUUACUUCAAUAUAAUGCUUCAUAACAUACAUUUUCUGAAUUACCCUACAGCCUUUCACCUGGAUGUAAUAAAGAUGUCUGUUUUUUUAAAUCUCACUUUCAUAUAUUCAGUAAUUCUAUGAGACAUCAAGCUGAGCUCUUGUAUGAUGCAUUUAACUCUAGUAUGAAAAAUAAAAAUGUUCUUUAUUGGACAAUGUUAGCAGAAAAUUAGUUCUAUUUUAAAGAGACAUUGGACACUUCUAUGUCCAUUUAUGUAUAUAUGUCUGCAUGCAGUAUUUUCUGUACAAAUCUUUAUUAUUUCAUAUUAAUUAUUAAUGCAAUGAUUACCAUGUUUCUGUAUCAGGUUUUAAAAACUUUGGAAAACUUGUUGGGUAGAUUUCAAACUUUACAAUGUAAUUUUAAGUUGUGCCAUUCCAUUUUAAAUAUUUGUUCAGCUGUUUUGUGACUGUCUGCAACUUUUAAUUGUCAGUUGUAUAUUUUUUUCUAAUUUGUUAUCUUUAGAAUUUCAUUAAGCUGAUGAUAAUUGCACCAUUUCAUUGACCUAAGUGCAUUUCAUCUUCUUCAUGUAGAUUUUACCCUUUAAAUUGUGCAUCUGUAUAUGAUUAAAUGACCAUUUGUUCAGACUGUUCCUUUUUUUUGUUGUGGUUUUUUACAUUUUUAAUUUAUUAGUAC
Molecule: messenger RNA, 6875 nt
Organism: Lymnaea stagnalis (great pond snail)
Lineage: Eukaryota; Metazoa; Mollusca; Gastropoda; Lymnaeidae
Source: the annotation of a GenBank genome assembly